AUGGCCACCACCGCCGGCAACCCCCAAGCCACGCCACAGGCCGUCAUAGGCCAUGUGCAGAAGCUAGGCGAUGCUGACCCCGACUUUCGCUUCAUGUCCCUCAACGACUUGCUCCAGCUGCUCACGACUGCACGAGAUGACUUCCUACAGCACGACUAUAACAUCGCCGCAAGAACCGUCGAUGGUAUAAUCAAGACGCUGGACGACCAGAACGGAGAGGUGCAGAACCUAGCCAUCAAGUGCCUUGGGCCUCUUGUUGGCAAAGUCCCCACCCCCAUCAUUGCCCCGAUGAUUGACAAGCUGUCGUCACUGAAGCUUAAGAAUUCUGUUGACACGGCUGUCCCUGCGUUGGCGCUUCGAGCCGUCAUCACCGCCCUUCCUCGACCGAUCCCCGGCAUACCGAGCACUCCUGGUGUCCAAGAGGCAUACAAUGCCGUUAGCCGGGUGUUGAUUCCGCGACUUAUUGGGCCUGGACCCCUAACACGAGUCCCAGAGGUAACCCGAAUCAAUCUCCCUGCGGUCCCGACAGGGCUGCUGCAGGACGAGAAUGGUGUCAACGCUGAAGCAGUGGAUGUCUUGGUAGAAGUUGUCCGGUGUUUCGGCCCUUUGCUGCAGCAGGUUGAAGUCGAGGCAAUGCAAGAGGUCGUCUUGCAAUUACUUCAGGGGGAUAAGGCUACAUCUGUGGUAAAGAAGAGGGCCGUCGUCGCUAUUUCCAUGCUCGCCGUCUACUUGUCCGAUGCACACCUUGAAGACGUUAUUAACCGCAUCACUGCUGGCUUGGCCCAGUCUAGCAUCCCCCCCGUCACACGCCGCCUCUACAUUUCCAUAUUGGGCAGCAUGGCUCGGUCAAUCCCUCCCAGAUUCGGCGUACAUCUUCAAAAGACGAUGCCUUUUAUUCUGGAGGCCCUGUCCGAAGCAGAACUCGAAGAACACCUGGAAAAGAUCAGCGAUGGCGAUGACUUGGGACCAGAGUUCAACGAGAUCCGCGAGACGGCCCUAGUCGCCCUUGAGGCAUUCUUGGCUUCAUGUCCACAGGAGAUGAGGCCUUUUACGGAUGCCUCCCUCGCUGCUUGCUUGCGAUAUCUAAAGUAUGAUCCCAAUUACGCCGUAGAUGACGACGAGGAGAUGGAUGUCGAUGAGGAGGAAGAGGAAGACCAGGACGAUGAAUUCGAAGACGACGACGGAUUCGAGGAUGACGACGACGAUGCAAGCUGGAAGGUCCGUCGCUGUGCUGCAAAGGCCAUAUACACCCUUAUUUCCACUCGUGGCAGUGGCGAUCUUCUGGACAAUGGUGUUUUAUACAACCAGGCGGCUCCUAAUCUUGUCAAGCGUAUCGAGGAGAGAGAAGAAAACGUUCGUCUCGAGGUCAUCUCCGCCCUGUCGCUCCUCAUUCGCAAGACUGGUGAAGGUCUUCACACAGUGGAUCUAACCCGUGAUGAGUAUGAGCCUGAAAUCGUCUCUCAGAUGCCGCUCAGUCGCAAGAGAAGAAGACAAAGUAGCGCUGGAGGAUCGAGCGCAGCCAAGUUCAUGGCAGGCGCCGGCAUCACAUCACUUGCUGCUGAGAAAAUCCCCUCCCAGGGCCCACGGGCGGACCUCUCUCGACUUACGCCAACGAUUCACGGCGGCCUUGUCGAGUUUUUCCCUGAAAUCAUCGGCCCCAUCAUCGAUGCCAUCAAGACCACAGGUACGAGUUCAAUCUCGUCUUCUCUCGCAGCCGCGGGAGGCUCUGCAUCAGCAACCCCAAGCACUUUGCGCGUUGCCUCAUUGAAGCUCAUUAGCGAUAUCGCCAAGACGCAUUCGUCCUCUGUGCUGCAGCCAUAUCUUAGCAAGGUUGUUGCUGGAGUGGCGUCUGCCGUUCAUGACCGCUUCUACAAAAUCUCAAGCGAGGCCAUUCGUACCUCAGAAGAGCUCGUCAAGGCGAUUACUCCUCCGCGAUCGCGAAACGGUAGUUCAAAGUUCAAGGGUGACCUGGAUAAGCUCUACGAAGUCAUCGUGGACCGUGGCUCUGCCAACGACGCCGAUGCAGAGGUUCGACAACGUGCCAUCCAUGCUCUAGGCAUUCUUAUUUCCAGGACAUCCAGCACGGAGGCAUCCGGCCUCCUAUCCCCUGAGAAGCGCACACUCGCUUUGAAUAUCAUUCAGGAGCGACUGAAGAAUGAGACAACUCGUCUCGCUGCGGUUCGUGCUGUUGACAACGUUGCCGCAUUUGCUAUCUCGCCUGACCAGCUGCAACAACCAUGGAUCCAAGAUGUUGCUCUGGAGCUCUCAGCUCAGCUGCGAAAGGCAAACCGAUCUCUGCGAGGUUCCAGCAUUCAGGCCCUCAAGCAUCUUGUUCUCUCAAAAGCUACCCAAGGCAAACUAGAACCAGCUACUAUCCAGGGACUAGUAUCUGCGUUGCUGCCUACCAUUAAGAACAGCGAUACCCAUCUCCUUGGCCCAACUUUGAUCAUUCUCGGCAACAUGGUACAAAGCCAUGCAAACUUGAUUAUCAACGAAGAGGUGAUUGGGGCGCUCUGCCAGCUGCUGAAAUCCCACUUUGCCAACAUUGUUCUCGACCAGCUGCUUGACCUGAUAAGUCGAGUUGGCGAGAGUGGCGCCGGCGAACCUCUUAUGCAAGGUCUUUUGAAGGAUGUGAGCGUUCAGGGCGACCCGAUUGUCGUGGGCAAGGUGAUUGGCACGCUGCUCGUGACGGGUGGUACCUCGGCAGGCGUUUCUAUCGAUAGCUUUGUCACGGAACUUCACGGCAGCACGCAGCGUGGAGACGAGGCCGGUGUAAGCCUCGCCCUUGCUGUUCUAGGAGAGGCGGGAAUGAGGCUUGGGGCCAAAUCACCUCUUCAGCCUCAGUUGUUCUUGGAGCAAUUCCAUCCGGAGCCAGACAAGGUGUCGCUGGCUGCUGCCAUUGCGCUUGGCAGAGCUGGAUCUGGAAACGUGCCGGAGUACCUCCCAGUUAUCCUCAAGACAAUGGAGGGUGGAGGCAAUACACAGUACUUGCUUAUUCAGUCUAUCAAAGAGAUUCUCCAAUCAACUCCGUCGCAGUCUACCGAUCUCCAGACUUAUGCCACGGCAAUCUGGGGUCAGCUUAUUGGAGCAUCACUGAAUGCUGACAACAAGAUCAUCUGCGCCGAGUGUGUUGGCCGCCUAUCCACCCUGGACCCUACAACAUUUAUGCCCAAACUUCAGACGCUCUUGAAGGAUGAAUCAUCGGGCAUUCGAGGCAUGGCAGUCCAGGCUGUCAGGUACACCCUCCCUGAGAGCGAUGAGACGUUCGAUGCUAUGCUCAGAAAUGUCCUCAUCGAAAUGCUCCUGACGAUGCUACAAGACUCGGACAUGGAAAUCCGACGACUGGCGAUGACGACACUGAACUCGGCAGCUCAUAACAAGCCAGAUCUUAUUCUACCUCACUUGGGCGAACUGCUGCCUUUCGUACUCAGUGAAUCGGUGAUCAAGAAGGAGCUUAUCCGGGAAGUCAUGCUAGGCCCGUUCAAGCACAAGGUUGACGACGGUCUGGAAGUUCGCAAGAGCGCAUACGAGACCCUCUAUGCACUGAUGGAGACGGCUUUCACACGGAUAAACAACAUCGACUUCUACGACCGGGUUAUCGCAGGUCUUAAGGAUGACAACGAUAUCCGCCAGCUUUGCAACUUGAUGGUUACUAAACUGAUUGUCAUCGACCCUGAUGAGACGGCACGACGACUGGACUCGAUUGCCGAGGCCUACCGUGGAGUUCUCUCCAUUAAGCUCAAGGACAAUGCCGUCAAGCAGGACGUUGAGAAGCAGGAGGAAACCAAUAAGAGCAUAUUGAGAGUGACUCUCCUUCUGGGAGACAAGAUGAAGGCGAUGACUGGAAAUGCCGGAGCAGCAACCAGUAAUGCAGCGGCAGCGGGCGCGUGGACGGGCUACUGGGAGUGGGCAAAUAAGGAGUUUGAUCGGCAACUUAAAGGUCUGCGGGAAGAGAGUAGCCAGCUCCACACGAGGACUCUCUGAGGAGAGUGGAUGCAAAGAGAAUCGGCAGGCCAAUAGGGAGAAACGGACGCAUGAUGCGGUGUAACCAUGGCAUUCUGCCUUACGGCACGGGCUCGUGUCCCAUUAAAAUAUGCAUGUUGGCUCAGGGUCCAUUCACUCUACGGCUCCCGUAUGAAGUAGUAGUAGCAGAUUAGAAGGGAAAAAAAGACUCAUUUGACUAGCCAACAGAUCCAGGGUCCAGGGGGCCUGGGUACGGGUUACAAAGCAUGUGGCCAGCACCCAUAACACUGAUGCGGGCCGGUUGCAGAUAUAUCCGCUUGGCAGGCCAAAUUAUCAGACGAAGGCGUCUCUCCUCCUACGAGUACGAGCAGCGCCGAAGAGAGAACGCGAUACUCCGCAGGGGUCCAUCUCUUCAACGUCGUAUGCGGGCUUUUGUCGGACGGGCAAAUACAGUAGCAGUUCUAAUAAUAACACAGUCCUCGC
Molecule: messenger RNA, 4446 nt
Organism: Trichoderma virens Gv29-8
Lineage: Eukaryota; Fungi; Ascomycota; Sordariomycetes; Hypocreales; Hypocreaceae
Exons: 5
Coding region: 1-3984 (1327 amino acids)
Biological process (GO): SCF complex assembly; protein ubiquitination
Cellular component (GO): nucleus
Source: RefSeq, a predicted model, not a curated record